AAAAAUAGAAAUUUAUGAGUUGGUAAGGCUGGUGGAAUAGGCCAUUUCCGAGUUACUCCAGCCUCUGUUUCAAAACGAGUCCUCGUGCAAAACUUUCGAAUGAAAAUGAGUUUGAUUUGCGUGAAAAUGGACCUUUAGGGGAAACACAGUUUCACAUGAAUAGUUUCGCACGAAGACUCGUUUUGAGAAAGAGGCAAAAGCCAACUCGGAAAUGACCUAUUGUGAUAAAGAAACUAACCUUGCAGUGGUUGCGGGAAGUAAGCCUGUAACUCGUAGAGGCAGGCAAGUUCCUUGCAGAUCAUCUCGGUUUAUUAGUGAUAUCAAUACUUGCUUUCAAGUUCAGCCCUGCUUUUAAGUUUGUUGCGAACAAAUGAACAAUAAUGAAUUAUUUUUAGGUGUUGCUCUAAACCAUGACACGAGGUUAUUGCGCUGUCAGGAGAAAUCAUUUGGCUCGCUCGCUUGUCAGAUUAAAAUUAGAGGCGUUAUAACAUUUGACAUUCCAUUCAAAUGUGGCAGAGGCUUUGCAUAUUUCGAUAAGUAAACAUUCCGAAAUACCAUUAAUUACAAAAAGAAGCGAAAGUAAACUACGAUGUUUCGAAGUCAUCUUAACUCCAUAAACAGGUAGAGAAAAUGAAAUAACGGUCAAGAUGUUAAUUUAUAGGGUGAAAGUUGGAAGAAUAUGUGUAAGUGUAACACGAUCUAAUUAAGGUUUUUAGGUAAACCAACAAUGCAUUGUUUAUAAUUUCAAAUGUGAUCUAUACAAUUCAGAACAUGUCGGCUAUACUACUAGCCCACCUUUGCCAGCACAUCGAAGACCAAAGAGCCUAUUCCACUGCAAGACCAUGGUGUCAAGUCCCUUGACCCGUCUAACAUGUUUGCCGUGCUGAAAGAAAGUGCCCAGGAAAGCAUUACUGUUGAAUUUACGAAGUGCUUUUCAGUUUCAUUUGUGAAAGAAAACCCAAACUCAAUAGACAGACGGACUUAACUCGUGCACAAAUAUUCAUCUAAGUUUAUUCCACGUUUUUAUAAUUGUUGACACGUAAGAACUCUUAAUAAGACCGUGUUACACUCUCUUCUUACACCGUUCACACACUACAAAUUAACAUCUCAACCGUUAUUUUAUCUUCUCUACAUGUUUAUGGAGUUAAGGUGACUUGGAGACGUCGUAGUUUACUCUCGCUUCUUUUUGUAAUUACUUAUGUAUUUAAUCCAACAUGAUCAAAGGCUGCCGUUUCAUUCUGGAAUGUCUUUGGUAAAUGAUGGGUCACGUGAUGGGUCACGUGAUGGGUCACGUGAUGGUGGGUAGUACGAAUUCUCGAACUUAUUAGUGCGCCUGCGUAAAGUCAUCGCAUCUCACGCGACGUGUCACGUCAGUCACGUUUUGGAGUCCGAGAGUCUUAGAGACUGGGACUGCUUCCAAAGUAGAAAUACGUGUUCGUCCUUAUAUUCUGUCUCUUACUAUUUACUUAUAAGGCAAACUGGUAUCUUUUUGGCUUUCGUGCGGUUUCAACAAAACCUAAAACGAGACACGCACGAAACACUUUCUUACAAACCGUUUUAAAAACUGCUCUUUUUGUAGGCCCUUUGUCUAGAAUUAAUUAUCAUUUUACUUUCUUUUCACUUUCUUGCUGUUUAUAAUAAAAAUUUUCCCACAAAUAUCGACAUUAUACAGGUUCAACGGUCUCCUCGUUAUUAUUUUCUAUCCUUCGGAUUUUCUUGGUUUGCGUUGCGUGUUUACAGGUGUUAAAACUCGGUCUGUAUAAUCGCCAAUUAUAAGUACUGAAAUAGUGGAUUCAAAUUCAUGAAAUUAGUCGUGGAUGUGAACAUAAUCUGUACCUAGUUAAGCUAAAAUCAAAGGAAAUAUUUGAAGUAAAAAUUUCAUAGCAAUGUAAGUUUAUGCCGUGCUUACCCACUUUCUAUAAUCGUGGCAAACUCUAUUGUUUUAUUUUUUCGGUUUCGUAGCCAUGCGUGUAGUUUAUCGCUCUGAUUACGAGCCAAUUUGGAUAUUUUAAUUAUUUUUCUUGGCAUUUUCUCACUUUUAUCUUCGCUCUGUCUCACAGCACCCAAUCAGCGAUUUUCAAAUUGGAUUGACAACGAUUAUUCCUCGAAUGUUGCGACAAGCUGGCAAAAAAAUACGGCAUAAUUGAAAACUUUUUAUGUGUAAACGAAAUAAUUAAAAUAGAAUUGAUGAGGAAACGAACUAAUAUAAUGCGUUCUGUUGUAGCUCUUUUGGAGGACUGAAUGCUUUGUCUUCCCGUUUGUUUCACUAUGCCUUGGAUCACAAUUUUUAGCGUAUUUUGUUUGUUCCUUUAGUCCUUUAAUUCAACUUCCAAUUUUUGAACACAGGAUAAAUUACACAAAAAGACGACCAAUUAAAACAGUAUUCAUUCGAAGGGGAAAACCUCGUGAAUACAACUAUGUUUUAUUCUCCUCCGUAUAUUUGAAAAGCUGUUUUACACUCUCUUGUCACGUUCUGACCAAGAAACUCAGUGAAAUAUGAAACAACUUGCGUAAAAAGGUCAUCUGAUUGUAAAAUCAAAUGGUUUUAAAAAAUGUUCUCUAUAUGGAUCAGCCAAUUUUCUGCGAAUGUUUUGAAAACCUUACUUUUUCUCUGUGUUUGAACAAACCAUGAAAACACAAAAGGCUAUUUGGAAACGUUUUUAACGUCUUGGAUCACAAUUCCAUUUGAAGGAGUUGAGUGUUUUCCUUUCUGACAACGGAUAUGAAAAUGGUAAUUAUCAGAGGCCUUCAAACAAACAAAAGAUUUUAAAUGCAGAUGUUUUAUUUUCUCUCGAUAUUUUCAACUCCUAAGGUAAAUUUGCUUUGUAAAAUGUUUACAGACGAAAGCAAAACAGAACUGGGUAUUGUCCUUUCUUGCAGUUAAUUCGAGAAUAGAUUCACUGACUUUCUUUCUAUGUUUAUUUAUCAGUAUGGAUGCUCGAAUAAUUAUACAAUUUUCUUUCGUGUCUUCGUUUACGUGUGUAUAACGAUGCACAACACAGAAGGAAAACGAUGUUUUGAAGGUAAACCAUGCAUCAAAGAACAUUCAAAUUUGCAUUAAUUCACAAAAGGCGUAUUGCAAAAGGUCCUACAUUGCAGCCGCUUAUUAAAAUUGUCGCCAUUCUCUUAUUGUGUAGGAGCCAAAUUGGACAACCCCCACCAAAAAGGAAUCAAUUCUGAUUAUAAUUGUCCUCCCCGCCGGCUGUGUACAUGAAUACAUUUUCGCGGUCUCCAAGGGAAGUUAAGGUGUGAAAGACUUCUUUUUGGAAUAAAUUAGAUAGCCACAGAAUAAACAUCCGGAAUCUUGGAGUCUUGCAGACCAUAGCGCAAAUCUUCAAUGGUACGUUUUCCUUCAAGAUUCGUAUCAAAGAAGCUGUAGUCUUGAAACUGUACUUCAUGGUUGAUGUCAACAGCAGAUUUAGUGUUUUCCAUUAUAUAGAUUCCCCGUCAAGUGCCUUCUCAGCGCGAGACCUGCUUCUCUGUUAAACUUUAACAAGAUUGUGGGUUUUGCUACACAGGAAAACAGUCGAAACGGCUCUCAACCAUCCUGGCCUUUUAUUUCUACUUUUGGUAUGAGCGCCCCCUGCAGGUUUGAUGAAACAAGGUAGCAAAACUUGUUCUCUCAGGAGAUUGAAAAGUGUGAAACUUUCAGUUUUGUUUCAUUUGUUGAAAGACUUGAAACGGAAGAUAAAUUUUGUAUGCGUCAAAGGCAGUGAGUAUUGUUGUUGGUGGUGUUAAAAACUGAAAGGAUUAAUCAGCUCGUCUAUAACAUUGUGCCACCGUUUAACACCUUGAUUAUUUACUGGUUGAACAAUAUCACUCCGCCCCGCCAGAGCGGCGUAGUUUCCAUAACAGCCUUCUUCGUUUGUCGAUGUACGUGUGGCUUUCGGGAAAAGAAAAACACCACUGAGACUCUCAAGCGUCUUGGUUCUCUUUACUCUUGAUCUGCGCUGAUUUUGAUUACGGUUGGCCACCGUGCUGUGAAAGUUCUCCGCACCAAUUCACGAUACUCUAAGCUUUGACACCCGCGAGUUUCAGUAGCAGCAACCCUGGCGGCGAACCUUGCACCGGCCAUGGGCGAUAACCUAGCUCUUGUUGUAACGUUCAUCUUCUUGUCAAGUUUAAUCAUCGCUGCUAACUUGACAGUUAGUAUUAUAGUUUACCAGCGUAAGAGCAUGCGGACGUACACAAACGGGUUUGUUGUAUCGCUUGCAUUUAGCGAUCUGUUGAUUGGAAGUGUCUUAAUUCCCGCGGCGCUUGUUUCUCUAGCUUCACCCGCCAUGGACUACUUAGUUUCCAUCACGCUUCUCUCUGGUGUCUUUAACCUGGCAGCUGUGACUUUCGAUCGUUAUGUGUCCGUGUUAAAAGCCCUGGAGUACGAAAACAUCAUGAGAAGGAACUUUACGAGAAUGAUUAUUGCAAGUUGGUUGCUGGCAAUCUUCAUAUCUUUAAUCCCUCUGAUAUGGAACACAGACACCAAUAUGCUUGUGCACAAAAUCUAUGUCCUUAGCGUGAGCGCGCUGUGCGUUUUGUUGCCGUUCGCGUUUAUCUUUGCAGGCUACUUCAAAAUAUUUCAGCAAGUGAAAAGAAGCGUUAAACGCGAGAAAGCCAUCACCGCUUCUGUGAGAAAAACGCUAGACCGAAAAAACAAGAAUUCUUCGGAAGCAAAGCUUGCGCAGGUCUUUGUAAUAGUAGCUGUUAUGUUUGGUCUUAGCUGGCUUCCAGUGCAGUACAUGACCAUCGUGCACGAAAUCGGACGUCCCGACCUGAUUCCCAACGAUCUUAGUAUCGUUUCUCUGUUUACAAUCGCUCUGGGAUCACUUGUUAAUCCAGUUGUAUAUUCAUUUCUGAAGCCAGACUUUCGCAAAGCCAUACGACAUAUCUUCCAUCGCCGAAAGCGUUUUGCCGGCAACGGUUCCGCAGCUGCGAGUCUCAAAUCGACCACGACUUCGAGCUUUAGAUCACGUUUUACUUUUACAAGGAACACCGCCAGCACUCGUGUUUAAUAAACAUCAAACCACAGGACUAAUAACAUGUUCAACAAAGUUGAACAGUUCACUUUUAACAACUUCGAAAAGGUAGUAUGUGUGUGGCAAACACUGUUUGAGUUAAUAAAAACGGCCUCCUUUUCGACAACUUUUGUUUACGUCUAUUUAAAACGAAAAGCUCGUCAUAAUAUUAAAACGAAAAAAAAGGUAUAGCCCCGGGAGUCCAAUAUGGUGCCUUAUUCACCUGUUUACUGCAUGUGCUAAUCGAAUUAUUCCCUUUCGCAAUAAUUUAAAGUUUGCCUAUUUUGGCCUCAAGCGCCACUAUCUCUGCUCGCUUGAUUGGCGCGGGCGUUUGAAGAUAAACGAUUUUAAAAGUCUUCUCGUCCAAAGCUACAUUGAAAGCACAAAUGCAGGAUUACUUUAUGAAAAGAGAUAGCCUUCGCUAAUCAGCUGAAAUAAACGUUUUAAGGACUAUUACGAUGAGUUAUGGAGCUUCUUCACUUUCUGUUCGGAUGUAUUAUUUCUUAAUUUGUUUACCAUGAAACGUUUUAUUGUUUACACAGGGAAUUGACCGAUUAUUUUGUAUUAGAUUUCUGUGUGUCAACUCCAAAUCGUGACAAUUUGGUUGUGGGUAUAAAACAUAAAUAUAUUUUUAAGUUAUUUUCGGAAGUAUUUCUUUCAUGCCCCGAGCAACAUAACAGCUAUGAACAUUGAAGGGACGAGGCAGCUGAUAAAUAUAUUUUUUAUUGCGCUGGCAUUGUACUAGCUCGUUCAUGUUCUUCUCCAGUGUGCCACCUCGCUAGUAACUUCCAUUUAAUUACUACAUGCUAUCAAAAUUUAGAUUUACACAGUCACGGCGAAACUCUGUUAUUUCGGCUGCUCAAAGCGAUACAGACCAUAUCUACCGCGCGGGCUUUAUGAUAAACUUACUGACUGAGAACCCGUUGAACAGGUGUUUUAUUUUAUUUUAUUUUUUUUUCGUUUUAUUUUAUUUUUUUUUCUUGGUUAAAUUCUCGGCCUUAUAUACUCGCACUGCAUUUCAGUAUUUAACUAACAGUAGCCAAGGUUCUGUUAGCACGAAUUUUUCAGGAAUAAAGCUCAAUUCGCUUUAAAAGGCGUUAUCUUAUAAUUAACCCAUGAUUCUGCCUUGAUCAGUGACUAUUCGUUGGAAACAAUUACUGCAAUGAGGCUUUUAACGAGGAUUUCAUGAACUUAGCAUAUUUAUGGCCGACCACUCCACUCGCCUUACUCUUUCCUGUUUGCCGGAAAUUAAAGUUUCAGUGUUUGAAAUGGAAGACGGUAUUCAUGCAUGACCAUUUGUUAUUCCUAGCCAAUUGUCCACAGUCAAUCAGUUACUCUUUCGAUCGAUAUUCUUGGUUUUCCCCUCCGAGGGGCAGCAACAUGGCGUCUCCAUACAAAGCUCUAUAAAUUUAUUUGGGUGAAACACUUCUCCGAAUAACUCGCGAAUAAAAAACAGCAGAGACCUAAUUUUUGCGAGGUUGUUUACAUAUCAAUCAUCUAUCAUAGUUACGAUUUUUAGUUUUGAUCAUAUGACCGGUGAAAAACUGAGAAUUGAUAAGAGAUUUUUCUGCGACUACUUCGCGAUUUUUUUCGCGAUUUUUAAAGUUUGGGAUCUACAGUAUUCGUCUUAUUACUCAUUUGUAUCGUCGGUACAGUACGGAUCGAGCGUAGCGAGGACUAUUGUUAAAAGGCCAAGGACAAAUAUUCUUCCAUUACGGUCUCGAAAAGGCUUGGUUUAUUAUAGGAAGUUUAUUAC
Molecule: messenger RNA, 6765 nt
Organism: Orbicella faveolata
Lineage: Eukaryota; Metazoa; Cnidaria; Anthozoa; Scleractinia; Merulinidae
Product: adenosine receptor A2b-like
Biological process (GO): G protein-coupled receptor signaling pathway
Cellular component (GO): membrane
Molecular function (GO): G protein-coupled receptor activity
Source: RefSeq, a predicted model, not a curated record